AUGGCACAAAUGUCGGGAGAACUGCACGCUGCUUCGUUGCUUCACAUGAGGCGACUGAUGAAGUGUUUGGGAAUUCUGCCUUUUGGUCAGAAUCUAUUCGCGAAAGUAUUUUGCUAUGUACUACUCUUUAUGGCACUGGUAUUUUCGAGCUACUGGCGCUUCAGCUUUAACUAUGCAUUGGACUACGAUUUCCUGAAUGAUCAAUUUUCAAGCACCAUCGACCUGAGCAACUUUGUGGCCCUAAUUGUGAGUCAUGCGAUCAUCGUGAUGGAGCUACUUUGGGCCAAUUGCAGCAAGGAUGUGGAUAGGCAACUGCAGUCGAUCCACACCCAAAUAAAACUGCAACUGGGUACACCGAAUACAACGGAUCGUGUGCGGAAAUAUUGCAAUUGGAUCUAUGGAUCCCUAGUCAUACGAUGGCUAAUAUUUAUCGUAGUCACUGUGUAUAGUGAUCGCGCUCUUACCUUAUACGCCACCUAUUCGGAAUUGGUUUUGCUAGCGCGUUUUUCCGAGCUCACACUGUACUGUGCUGUGAUUUUGUUUCUUUACCAAGAACUUAUCGUCGGCGGUUCAAAUGUCCUGGAUGAACUGCACAGAACCCGAUUUGAGAUGUGGUCCAUACGCCGUUUAACACUGCAGAAACUGGCCAAAUUGCAAGCCAUCCACAACUCUUUGUGGCAGGCUAUCAGGUGUCUGGAGCGCUACUUUCAACUCAGUCUGAUCACGCUGCUCAUGAAGUUCUUCAUCGACACUUCGGCACUGCCAUACUGGCUCUACCUCAGCAGAGUUCAGCACACAGAAGUUUCCAUCCAGCACUAUGUCGCCACGGAUGAGUGCAUCAAACUCUUGGAAAUCGUAGUGCCCUGCUAUGUCUGCACACGUUGCGAUGCAAUGCAGCGAAAGUUUCGAUCCAUGUUCUACACAGUCACUACAGAUCGACGUAAUGGUCAGCUAAAUGCGGCUCUAAGGAGUCUGAAUCUUCAGUUGAGUCAGGAGAAAUACAAGUUUAGUGCCGCAGGAAUGGUGGACAUAAACACCGAAAUGCUGGGAAAGUUCAUUUUUGGCAUGAUCAGCUACAUUGUGAUCUGCAUCCAGUUUAGCAUCAAUUUCAGAGCCAAAAUCCCGAAGACAAUGGCCCAAAACACCACCACAUUCACAAGUGCCCCCGUUUAA
Messenger RNA from Drosophila santomea, 1173 nucleotides. It is a transcript of the gene Gr98a, whose product is annotated as putative gustatory receptor 98a. Gene Ontology annotation, cellular component: neuronal cell body; membrane; dendrite. The coding region runs from base 1 to 1173 and encodes 390 amino acids. NCBI's taxonomy places the organism in Eukaryota, Metazoa, Arthropoda, Insecta, Diptera, Drosophilidae. The record is from RefSeq and is a predicted model, not a curated record. Gene Ontology annotation, biological process: sensory perception of taste. The transcript has 3 exons.